Molecule: messenger RNA, 609 nt
Organism: Penicillium macrosclerotiorum
Lineage: Eukaryota; Fungi; Ascomycota; Eurotiomycetes; Eurotiales; Aspergillaceae
Gene: ltpA
Product: tyrosine protein phosphatase LTP1
Exons: 2
Coding region: 1-609 (202 amino acids)
Biological process (GO): protein dephosphorylation
Molecular function (GO): protein tyrosine phosphatase activity
Source: RefSeq, a predicted model, not a curated record
AUGUCGUCCAACUCCAAGGAACGCCCCGCGAGUGUCUUAUUUGUCUGCCUGGGAAACAUCUGUCGGUCCCCUAUGGCCGAAGGUGUCUUCCGGAAUGUGGCCGAAGGAAACCCGACGAUCGGAGAGAUUGACUCAGCUGGCACUGGCGCCUAUCAUAGCGGCGAAGGCCCUGACUCGCGUACCAUGAGCACCCUCAGAAAACAUGGAAUCACGAACUACGAUCACGCCGCCCGGAAGGUCACCAAGGAUGACUUCCUCAAAUUUGACUACCUGCUGGCAAUGGACAAAUAUAAUCUGCGCGACCUGCUUGACCUGCGGGAAUCGGUGAUCACGUCCCUGAAUCGAAAGGCGGGCCCCAAGUCUGCGGCAAAGAACACCCGAGCAGCCUCCGAAGCCGCGAUUGGGGCGCAUGGCUCGGACACAAAUGUUGCGGAAGUCCGCCUAUUCGGCGACUAUGGCAAGGAAGGUAAACUGCACGAUCGCGUGGGCGGCGGUGAGGUGGUCCAGGAUCCAUACUAUGGCGGUGCAAAUGGUUUCGAGGAGGUCUACCAGCAGGUCGUGCGGUUUUCUCAAGGCUUCCUGGACUACCUUGAAAAUGAUGAAGAGUAA